Linum trigynum is the source of this 2926-nucleotide messenger RNA. NCBI's taxonomy places the organism in Eukaryota, Viridiplantae, Streptophyta, Magnoliopsida, Malpighiales, Linaceae. The record is from the annotation of a GenBank genome assembly.
UAAAAAAACGAUUCAGAUCUCCCUCACUCAUCCCGACUGAAAUCGCGAUUCCUCUCUCUGGCUGAAAUCGCGAUUCACGAUCUCCCUCGCUCACUCCGGCUGCCAGUUCUCCGACUUCCCUCACUCACUCCGGCCGCCAGUUCUCCGUUAUCCCUCUCACAAUCCGGUGUCAGUUCUCCGAUCCUCCCUCGCUCACUCUGGUGUCAGUUGUCCGAUCUUCCUCGCUCGCUCCGUUAUUGACAGGCGAUUGUCCGAUAUCGCUCGCUCGCUCCGGUUGAAAGGUGAAUCUUCUCGUCUCUCUCUCUCUCUCUCUCUCUCUCUCUCUCUCUCUCCAUGGCUCGCUCUCUGAUUUCCUCACUUGCACUAGCGAGCUCAUUCUAGUUAGGUUACAGAUCUGCCUUAGCUUCGCAUAUAUGUGUUCCUGUUUGCCUGAGAAACCAGCAUAUCUGCCUUAGCACACCUUAACACAUAAACUCAAACAUAGGCUUACCAGAACAUAGAAGACAUAGAGGCUCAAUAAACUCCUGUUUUGAAGGAAGGAAUUCAAUAGCAGGAGCACACCUUAACACUACACUGAACAUUUAUAUUGUUGUCAGAAGCUCAAGAACUCUCUCAUAUUUCACCUGCAAAAGAAAAAGAGCGUCAUGGGAAUGAAACGAUUAGGGGAACUAGGAAAUUUGCAGCACACCUGUGUAUUUCAUUUACAGCCUUAACAGGAAGCUAACAAAACACUGCAUGAUGAUUUUUACCCUCAGCAGAACCUUACGAAAGAUUCAGAUUCACCAAAAUGUUAGUAAAUGUUCUCUAAAUUGACACAUUUCUUUUAGCUACCAGACAAUAGUUAUAUCAUUUUUGCCUCAUUACCUACCUUUCCAAUUGGGUAAUUAAGUGUUUAUCAUUGACAUGCUUGUAGUCCCUGCCAAGAAAAAGACACAGCUAUUAGAGUGCUAGCUAGAACGAGGAGAAAUACAUAUGCUAAUUAGUUAUACACAACUGAAUUUAAAAGUAGCAAUGAUUACCACCAAAUUAAGAAUGAUAAUUUAGUUCAUGCAUAUCCAGGACAACUAUUUGGAGCAAGAAUUCAACUGACAUCAUUGAUGAUAAAAUGAAUCAUCAAAACUUUUGAUUCAAAAGCAUCUUCCUCGCUCUGCUUGAAUGACAGGGUGUGUAAGAAGUCAAAAACAGGGCCGAUUCCAGAAUUUCAAUGAUUAAAAUUAUAGAUUAAUCACCUUCUCUAAUCUCUUAAGUUCAUAAUUUGGACCUACCAUCGCAUAUAUGUGUUAAGGUUUGCUCCUGCUAUUGAAUUCCUUCCCUCAAAACAGCAGUUUAUUGAGCCUCUAUGUCUUCUAUGUUCCGGUAAGCCUAUUGAGAAGGAAACUUGUGCUUUGUACUGUGAGUGUGAGUUAUAUAUUAGUUGUAGGUACUCAUAGACCAUACUGUAAAGGAGUCUAAUGAAUAUUCCAUGGUUAUAUUCUUGAUUUUCAGGAAUGACAACUACCGAUAAAGCUAGUCAUAGACCAUAUUGGAAAGUUCAGGUUAUAGAUUCUGAGGGACAGAGGUCCAUGGCACAUCUACAUGCACAGGAUGUGUGGUAUCUCCCACAGGGCACCAAGUUUGUGGUGCCAUUUGUAAGGAACCAGCCUGUUCAUGAUGGUGGUGGACUACUUGGACAAUUUUUGGGACUCUUAGCUAGGGACGUUAACUAUUUUCCUAUAAGCUUUGAUAGUUGGCUUGAUGUUCCUUCUAGCUAUAAGAAUGAAGUCCUCCAUGGUAUAAUUGCUGACAAAGUUUUUGUUGAGCCUAGCCACAGAGAUAGGGCAUACAAGUACAUUUUGAGUAGCUUAGGCAGCAAAUGGAAGGGGCAUAGGUAUGAACUUUACAAACACAAGUACAAGCGUAUAUGGACAAGAGAGCAAAAUAUCAACAAACCUCCUGAAGGGAUUCCCAAAGAACAAUGGGCUAGUUUCAUCGACUAUCGCCAAAGAAAGACCACUCAGGAUAUGUCAAUAAGGAAUACAAGAAAUAGGGGUGAAUAUCAGCUUAAUCACACAGGAGGCUCAAAGUCCAUUGCUAGGAAAACUACUGAGAUGAGUGAGUCAACUGGGCAGGAGGUUUCAAGAGGACAAGUUUUCGUUGAGACUCACAAAAGGCCAGAUGGAUCAUAUUUGAAUCCCAAGACCAGAGAUGUUUGUGAAAAAAUUGCUGAACUUGAAGCAACAGGUGCUAUGCCAAAGCAAGCAGCACCUAAUGAUUCUUUAGGCCAAGUUUUGGGCAAAGAACAUUCAGGUAGGAUGCGUGGUAUGGGGGCUGGUGUUGUUCUGUCUGAGUCCUUUGGUUCUAGCUCGUCUGAAUAUGUCGGAGAAUCAUCACAUGCUGAUUUUGGAAGUGAGCAAAUUUUGUGGUCUAAGUUACAACAAAGCUUGAAGAAGAAUGAGAAGUAUGAAGAGUGGUUUGUCAAGAUUUUUCAGCACAUGAAUGUCCCUAUGCCAUUGGAGCUGGCUAUGUUAGUAGAACAACAUCCUCUUGACUCCACUGGUCAGCAUUCUGGCCACUCUUCGACUAGCGGUCCGAGACAGCAGGAGUAGCACUCCUUAACAGGUACUACUGACUCAAGAAAUUGAGGGAAAAAGGCUUUUUUCUUCUUAAAUGAGUGCAUUACGAAAGCAAGCUCAGCUUCUUCAACCAUCCGAAUAGCUUCAGUUUCGAUACCACUCCAACCUAGGCAAAAUGAUCAGUGAAGACUAAUCUCAUGUUCGUUUUUCUCUUUCUGGUGUUUCAGGAUUUUGUUCUUCAUUCAACAAACCUCCUGUCAUGAAAGGUUAGCAUCUAGUUCUUGGAUUUCGCUUAUCUGAACCAAAAUUUCGGCUGUUUCUUUUAUGAGAUCCUAGUCCUUAAGUUGUGCUAGGAAUAAAGGGGUAGAAAAGGG